Messenger RNA from Harpia harpyja (harpy eagle), 2000 nucleotides. RefSeq names its product chromosome 3 C14orf39 homolog (gene C3H14orf39). Gene Ontology annotation, cellular component: central element. The transcript has 16 exons. Lineage: Eukaryota; Metazoa; Chordata; Aves; Accipitriformes; Accipitridae. The record is from RefSeq and is a predicted model, not a curated record. The coding region runs from base 1 to 1695 and encodes 564 amino acids. Gene Ontology annotation, biological process: homologous chromosome pairing at meiosis; spermatogenesis; oogenesis.
AUGGACCUCAUCCACAAGGUGCUUGCGAAAGCAAAGGUGUAUACUGUAAAAAUCACGGAAAAAAAGAAUGAAAUUGCCAGGUUGCAGGAAAAUAUAAAUAACAGCAAUGAUGCAAUAGCUGAUUUGCACAAGCAAAGUGAGAGUAGUAAGAAGAGCUGUAAUGCCUGGAAGCCCACCUAUGUAAUACUUAGCAAGCAUGAAGAAUAUUUGAAAAAUGAACUUGAAGUUUUAAAAGAAGAUACAGAAAAAGAGAGGAAAAUGUAUCAGGAUUACAUAAGCCAGUAUAAAGAGAUUUUGAAGCAACACCGUGAAAAAUAUGCAGAAACUGGUCUUGCACAGGAGUAUUAUAAAAAAAAGAAAGAACUUGAAGAAAUCCGAAACAGAGUUUUGAAACAGUCUGAAAAAUAUAAAUUGAAAGAAGACGCUUGCGUGGAUAUUAUGGAGCCUGUUCCUUUUAAAUCCCUAAAUGACUGGGCUUUACAGAUUGCUUCUUCGAGGCAAAAAACACAGGAAAUGUUAAAGCUUGCUGCAGUUGCUGCGCAAGAAUCCAUUGAACUACAAAAAGAAGCAGAGGAAUUAGAAAUGAAAAUUAAUUAUUUAAAAAAGACAUUUGAAGAGACUACAGAAGAUGAAAAUAAUUCCAAAGUGAUUGAAGGAAAAAAUCAGAGAAGUCUAGAGAAGCCAAAGGAGUUUAAAGAAAGGAUAUUUCAAGAGAGCGAACAUCCAUCUUUGCUAAAUGAGAAACAUCAACUUUAUAAACCAUUACAUGUCCCAUGCAUUCCUCGGAAAUUAGUCCAGUCUGUACAGAGUAUUGGAUUCUCAAUGCAACAAACAGAAACAGGGAGAGAAGAAAGAGAAAAGCCUGUGGAACUUUCAGUGGCCACUAGCAGUUCCUCCAGCCUUGCAGAAAAUUCAUCACAGAUGGUUAUUGACACUGCAGGGACUAAUAACCCACAAAUUGCCCAAGUUCCAUCAAUGGCAAGCUUACAAAACCAAAUGCAGUUCAGACUGGUAAUUCCUCCAAAGCAGACGACUUCCAAUCAACAGUUUGAGAGUGAAAAUGCAGUAAUAGCAAACCAAGAGGCCAAAUGUGGUGAUAAAGCAGAAGAUGAGCCAAAGGAUUCUUUGUAUAUACCUCAAGACAUACACACAUAUUUUAAGUCAAAUGAAGAUAAUUCUGACACAGCAGAAGAAAGUGCGGAAGAUUUUUUAAGAGCACCUGAAACACCCGAGUUUGUAGGAACACCUAACUCAAAGGGGAAGAAAACCCAGUUCCCUAAAACACCUUCAUUUGACUUCAUUCACAAUUUAGGUUGUGAAGAAGGAACAUCAAAAUCUCCUGCUUUUUUUUCUCUCAUGACCUUCUCCCAGAAAUCACCUGGCUUUAAUUUAUUUGAUUCUUCUGUGUUUGGGGCAGAAAAUUCAUCUGAUGAGACAGAGGAAAGUUACUCUGUGGGAAACUUGAACCCUCUGUCCCCACACAAAGAUAUUGGAAGCUUGUUUGGGAAAUCAGAAAGCGAGGAUGCAUUUGCCUUUCCCUUCCCCUCGGAAUCGACUUCUCAUGCAUUUGAAGAUGGAAAAGAUGACUUUAAUUUUCCAUUUGCAUUUGGACAGGAUCAGAGAUCAUCACGCUCUCCUUCUGUGAAAGGUUUUCAUUCUUCCUUACAAAAUACAAAGCCAUUUACAUUCUUUUGAAUACCUUUGACUUCCUUUUAAAUUCUUUUCCUACUUAGCCUUGACAAAUGUUUUCAGUUUCUGAAGUUAAAGUACAAAGCAUUUAAUCUUCUCCUUUCAUUUCAUGUAAGAAUACAUUAUUGCAAUUGCUGCAAGAGCAUGUGUAUGUUCAUCAGGCACACAUGCUUUGAGAUACAGCUUUUAUUUUUCUUAUUCAUUUUCUAGAUAUGUUGUUUUCAUAAAAUAUUAUGAUACACUCUCGCUAAAUUGGUACUUACAAGCAGCAGAAAUAUCAUUUUACAGUAAUGUGUCAAGUUAAUUCAAUA